Messenger RNA from Dovyalis caffra, 1269 nucleotides. The record is from the annotation of a GenBank genome assembly. Lineage: Eukaryota; Viridiplantae; Streptophyta; Magnoliopsida; Malpighiales; Salicaceae.
AUGGCUGGUGAUUCUGAGAAGCCCAGCAGAAUUAGAUACCAAUUUCUUGUGUCAUGCUUCAGCAAAAGAACACAGAGAGAUAUCCCAUCAUCAUCUUCAUCAGAGUCGUCCAAUUUCUGUCUGAAUGAUCUGCAAGAUCUAUUGAUUGAAGUUUUUCAAAGGCUACCCACGACCAAAUCUGCCUUUCUUUGCAAGUGUGUCUGCAAGAAUUGGUACUCUAUGAUUUCCACUCCUUAUUUUGCUUGUCGCUUUAUAACCCACAAUUUCAAUAGUCGAUACAAGCAAAAACCAUCUGCUCUUAUCGUCAAUUAUAUCAAUGACCGCAAUGGUAUUGGACUACUCACAUUAUCUGAUGAACCCAUGUUCAAAUCUGAAGGAUUUGAGCUCAACUAUCUCCCCGAGAGAAAUGGAUCGGUUAGGGUUUCAGCUGUUUUCAAUGACUUGAUGGUGUGCUCGGUAGAUGAGUUUGGAUAUGGGAAAUUACGAUUUUAUAUAUGUAAUCCAUUUACAAUGCAAUGGGUUUCCCUCCCUUCGCUUGACUAUGGAAUAGACAUAGUAUAUCCGAGCCGAGUGGGAUUUGUUUGUGAGCCUUACUAUUUUGAAGAUAGUCGAGGAAAAUGUACCAUCAAUUGCAGAUAUCGGUUCAGGGUAGUUCAAUUUUUUUAUAAACAAACGGAUAGACAAUUAAUUGUUUGGACAUGUUGUUCUGAGACUCAAACAUGGUGCAAAUCAGUUUUUGAAGUUUUAGAAUAUAGAUGGUUGAAGAAUGUUGUUGCAUACAAUGGGAAGUUGCUUUGGUACAGUGGCAAGCAUGUUGUUGCUUAUGAUCCCUUCAAUCUAGAGCUAUCCACCUUUAUUGAUUGCUUUCAUAUUACUGGUGAUUCUCGCAUUACGGUGUUUCGGGGCGUUCUGCGUUUGAUGGAAUUGGUAGAUUUGGGCACUAGUUGGAGUUUGGCAAUUUGGAAACUCAAGGAUUAUAAUAAGGGGGAAUGGAGCUUGGAGAACCAGGUUGAUCUUCAUACAAUGAUUCCUGAAAGUUCCUUGGUCCAGGAAAUUGUAGAUGAUGUAUACCAAGUGUGCGAACUGCUGGGUUGUGAUGGGGAUAUUGUAUACUUGCAAUUCGAAACUUCUGUCCUCUCAUGCAACAUGCGGACGAAGGAGUUGAAAAUGGCGGGUAAGAUUCCAGGUGAAAGCUACUUCUAUUGUCUCGAAAAGGCCUUCCAUAUUGAACUCCCAUUGUGGCCUACUCCAAUUGCCUCACCAAAUUGA